UUGCACGUCCACCACGUACAACAACGAGCGCAGGGAGGAAGCUUUAGCGACCCGGCCUGGUUGACUCCUCCAGCCUAAAUGUCGACCAGGACGAAAGCAGCCAAACCUCGGAGUGCGGGCGGCCGAGUUCGCUCAUCUCCUGUAGCUAUCCUCGAUACUCAAGACUCGUCCUCGUCUGCCUCUUUCGGAAAGGGUAUGCGCCGGUCUUCAAGAAUUAGGUCUAAAAAAUCUAUAAUGGAUUCACAAUCCUCCUACGAGUCAAUAUCCAUGUUCGACGCAUCUCUGGUACAAUCAGCUGCUCAAAUUCCUUCACAACCUGUGGCCGGUCCAUCGCGACUACCUGUUCUUCACAUCCCCUCAACAGUAAUGGAAGAGUCAGAAGUUGAGACGCAUCAAACGAAUGUGUCCAUUGGAUCCCUUCCCGAUCCGUCACACUAUACUAUUACCCUCGCCGUUCCGCCAUCAGUCUCAGAUAAGCUGUCAGAGAACGACAGACGUGAUUGGUAUGUCAAGGGAGAAGAGAUGAUCGUGGACGCUAAGCGAGGGAAAGAGAAAGAAGGGAUAUUGGAUAGACGAUGGGGUAUGUUUGGAAAAGGGAAAGGGAAGCAAAGGGCUGACGACGGGGUGGUAUGGUACGGCGCUGGGAUGAGGUUUCCUUGCCUUUGCUCCUUCCCAUCCCUCAAGUCAUUCGCGUUGGCAAAUUCCCCUCCUCUGAACUCGUACCUUACCCCUCUUGAACCUCAUCCCAAACCCAACCAAGUCCCACGAGUUGGUGCCAAUUUACCCAAUUGGUCGAAGAAGGAAAACUUUAGAGACACUGAUCCAAGCUUGGAAGAGAUGGAUGAAUUUGAGACGGACUGGAAGAAUGUACCACCGGCACCUCUUCCUCCACCGCCUCCUGUGGAGAUAUCGAGGAACGACGUGACGGAUGAAUGGGAAAGACUGCCUGUCCAACCUGCGCGGUCGCCUCAGCUGGAAGCAGGCCCUUCUCGACAGCCUACGACAACAAAAAAAGCAUCAGAAUCACUGUUACAGCCACAAAUCAUAUCUCCAAUACUAAAUACCGACGCCUCGGAGAUCUCGAAACAAUAUAAAAGAUGGUGGCGCAAAGAAGUUCAUUCUGACCCAUCAUACGGUCUCAUGUUCUCUAUUCUGCCAACUCCGCAUUCCCAACCUCCACCUCGCAAAGCACCUCAACGACGCUCUUCGAGCGAGAGGCUAGUAUACCCUUACAAACUACCCCGAGCAUACUAUACCUUUCCCGACUCUCAUCCAUAUCACCCCGAUAUCUCCUACUAUUGCUUCAAAAGACCUAUGGCGAGAGUAUAUUGGGUGAUACCGAUUCAUGGGCCAGUGUUGAUACCAGGCGUAAACCAUCCUAUUGAUCUCGCCGUACAGAACGGAAGUGAGGAGGUGGGAGAUACACGGCUAAAAGGUUUGAUACCUUCUUCUGCUACCUUUGCUCCUUCUUCUUCAUCGCCUUCCGCCCCAGUUCAACCCAUUCCUUCCUCAUCAUCCAUCCCUUUUUCUCCUUCCGUCUCAGAAACACAUCUACAGCCACAACCUUCAGCAGCGACAAUCCACUGGACCCCUCCCAAACUUUCAUGGUUUUUGCAAAAAUGGGUCCGCGAAUCAUGGGCUGACGAUCCCAGAGGUUGGUUCGGCUCUCUUUCAUGGACCCUGGCUGGUCCAAGCGUAUCGAAUUGGAUAUCCUUGCCAGAGACCCCACGCGAAUUAGGUUCGCACGUCUGUGUUCGCUCGUCGACGGCCAAAGACGGAGAGACAAGUAAAUGUGAAAGGAAAGCAGUGAAACCCCAAAUGGGCGACCAUCUCCGCAUGUAUUGUGACGCGGAACGUGCACUGGAAUUGCGUCUUUUUAUCUCGAAAGCUUGGGUUCCUACACGAGACUUUUCGGGACAGGAUAGAAAGCUAUCAGAGGAAGAGGAGGCAGGGUUGGACAAGGAGAGGAUAAUGGGGAAAGUGAGGCUUUGUUUGGUCGGGGAUAGGGGGGAAGCGUUGGUUGUUGCUUGAUGAGGAACUUGAACCCUGUUGUUUGAUCAGACAUAUUAUGUAUACCAUCCUGUCCUGUAACAUACACUGCACUGUUGAAUGCAAGCUGG
This is a messenger RNA of Cryptococcus deneoformans JEC21, 2120 nucleotides long. RefSeq names its product expressed protein. Bases 79 to 2031 code for a protein of 650 amino acids. NCBI's taxonomy places the organism in Eukaryota, Fungi, Basidiomycota, Tremellomycetes, Tremellales, Cryptococcaceae. The transcript is spliced from 3 exons. The record is from RefSeq and is a predicted model, not a curated record.